Molecule: messenger RNA, 4143 nt
Organism: Cydia pomonella (codling moth)
Lineage: Eukaryota; Metazoa; Arthropoda; Insecta; Lepidoptera; Tortricidae
Product: facilitated trehalose transporter Tret1-like
Exons: 7
Coding region: 212-1747 (511 amino acids)
Biological process (GO): carbohydrate transport; transmembrane transport
Cellular component (GO): membrane
Molecular function (GO): sugar transmembrane transporter activity
Source: RefSeq, a predicted model, not a curated record
UUGAAUUUAUUUAGUCAGUGUUCCAAAAUCAAGCGUGGAUGCUGCGCGCGUCGGUCGCUCAGAACGCGCCAAUGGGAGCUCGUUACAUAAUUUAAAAAUCGAACACUUAUCAUUACGUUCGAUUAUUUAGUUCUGCUCCGUUCGUUCUGUGAUUAGUGUCGUGUUAUUUUUAAUUUUAUCUUGUAUUUUUGAAUGCCAUCCUGAGUGUGCCAUGGACAAGCCGACAUUGCACAUGCUGUCCGUCCAGGAGAAGGGCGGACAGACGAAGAAAGCUCCGCAGUACAUUGCCGCUGUUGCAGCGGCCAUCGGCGCGGUGAUCGCCGGCACCAUCCUCGCCUGGACCUCCCCAGCGCUGCCACAGCUUCAACCCCCCAACCCCAACAGCACCAAGUUACCGAACACCACCAUCAUCAAUGGCGUCGUUUACCCCGUGGUUGUAUCAGAACUGCCGCUCAUCUACAUCAAUAGAACCACUAAUCAGACUGUGAUGGUGAACUCCUUAUUCCAGCCUGCGGAUUUGCUAUUGGAAACGGCUCAAAGUUCCCUUGUAUCUUCCAUCCUGGCCAUCGGCGCCGCCAUUUCCGCGCUACCAGUAGGCGUGUUAGCUGAGAAGGUCGGACGUCGGCCCACCAUCCUAAUACUAUCUGUGCCGUUCCUGCUCAACUGGCUGCUGACUAUCUUCGCUAAUGGUGCUGGAAUGCUGAUCGCUGCUAGGUUCUUCGCUGGUUUGGCCACUGGUGGCAUUUGCGUGGCCGCGCCCAUGUACAUCGGCGAGAUUGCCGAGACAUCCAUCCGAGGAGCUCUGGGGGCUUUCUUCCAACUUUUCCUAACUGUUGGCAUCCUGUUCACCUUCAUCGUCGGCGGCUGGACGCAUUGGAGAACUCUGUCCAUCAUCUCUGCUGUGCUGCCUCCUCUACUAGUAGCUGUGUUUUGGUGGAUGCCAGAAACUCCUCAAUACCUGUUGAAGAAGAACCGACGACGCGAUGCGGAGCGCGCGUUGCAGUGGCUGCGAGGACCCAACGCCGAUCUGACUGCCGAGCUUGAGGAUAUGCAGAAAGAUGUAGACCAAGCCUCCCGUCAACGCGCCGGCAUGCUCACCAUGGUGACCAACCGCACCUCUCGCAUGGCCCUCAUCUGUUCGCUCGGCCUCAUGUUCUUCCAGCAGUUCAGCGGCAUCAACGCCGUUAUCUUCUACACCAACCAAAUCUUCACCGCCGCCGGCUCCAAUAUUGACCCUGUCAUCGCAACAAUCAUCGUUGGCGUCGUCCAAACCUUGGCCACUUACGUCAGCUCUUUGCUUAUCGAGAAGGCUGGUAGAAGGAUUUUACUCCUCCAAAGCUGCGUUAUCAUGGGUCUUUGCUUGAUUAUUUUAGGUAUCUUCUUCAAGUUACAACAGGAAAAAUAUGAUGUUACUGCUUUUGGAUGGGUCCCGUUGCUCUGUCUCGUUCUUUUCAUUGUUUCUUUCUCGUUAGGCUUCGGUCCAAUUCCUUGGAUGAUGAUGGCGGAAUUGUUUGCUGUUGAAUUCCGGGGUACCGCUUCUGGUAUUGCCGUUAUUUUCAACUGGUGUUUGGUGUUUAUUGUAACUCUUUGCUUCCCGAUUAUGAUGGAGAUCAUUGGUAUCUACAGUUGCUUCUGGUUCUUUGCAGCUUUCAUGGUGAUUUGUGUGUUCUUCGUUUUCUUCUUAAUUCCGGAGACUAAAGGAAAGACUGUGUCGCAGAUUCAAGCUAUUUUGGGCGGUAGAAAAUAAUUUUUAAAUAUUGCUGGCAGUAUUUAUACAGAUUUCGCGGUGUAAGAAUAAAAGGUCGCAAAAUGCGUGGAAGGAUUUGGAAUUACUUAUUAAAUUCAAAUCAGUCAUUCAACAUUUUAUUCUUAAAUCUCGCAGUUUAUUUAUAAUAAUAAAAAUGUGUUCUUUACAAAACAUUUCGAGUAGGUAGCGGUCCUACUGAUGAGAAUUAUAGUUUGAAUUAAUUUAUUUUUAUUAGAUUUUAGAUACCAGACUGUUUGUAAAUUGAAUCGAAUCUGUGUACAUUAUACAUUGUUGAUGAUUAUUUAAAAAUCACAUUUUCAAGUAUUAGGUAACGUAAGCACUAUUAUGACCAGGGCCCGUACCUUUCAUGCCGUUGACAGAAAAAUGACGUCACGCUACAUAGAGUAUGAUUCCAAUUACUAUUUUCGUAAUAAUUAAUCAUUUAUCAACCUCUUUAGGUAAGUUAUACAUAUACUUGACAAUCAGUACAGAAACUUCUAACUCACAUUCAUAUUAUUGUCACUCAAAUAAAUAAUACAGAUUUUUUAUUUUUAACAGCGUAACAAGCUUUUAUUCUCGUAACAAGUAUUUAUUUUGAUACCUGUCAAUAAGUAACUUAUCUUUUGUAGUAUUGUAAAACAACUCCCUGUAUGUUAAAUUACGUCACUUUUGCGUCAACGGCAUGAAAAGUACGGGCCUUGAUUAUGACAGUCAAACUUUCUUAUUAGUUAAAAAUUAAACAUUUCGUAAUGUGCACUUAUUGUUCGAUGAUUUGCUGUUUGAAAUGUUAGUUAGGGCAUACGAUCAAAUGAAGAUUAUUUAUAGUAUUACCAGGUAGUAUAUGCAUUUUCAUCUAUCUCUUCACUAAUCGUUUUACCACCAACCAUUUUUGGUUAAGCGGGCUGCUGUAAUUAUAGAAAAAUGCACUGCUUUGAUCGAGAUUCUACGUCCCGACUUUAAGAACACCGGUUCUAAAUCCUCGUCCGCUGCGGAUCUAUUAAAAAAAGUAAGUAAAAGAAUGAGUGCAGAUCUUUUCUUUUUGUUUGUAUUCAUUUUCUUGUAACGCCAACAGCAUUUCUACCUUCCCUGUUUCUCAGUCAAGUUUAUCAUCUGACACUGGCAAUUCAGCAUUAAUUUCUAUAUCAACAAGCAACUCUAGUCCAGUCUGAAUCAACAUUAACACUGAGUCGAAAACAGCAACGAGCGACGGCCAUAGGUUUGAGCGAGACACAGCGAUCUGACCUUUUCCCUCCCACCUAUGGCCGCCGCUCGCCGCCGCCGCCCUGCAGUCAUGGCCGGGCCGUCUCCUUGAGCCGCGUAUCGACUGCGCGCGGCAAACCAUCGAACAUUGGCUCGCGCGGCGGCCGCGCAAUAUGGGGACGGCUCCGCCGCGCGCGGCAGCUCGAACAUUGGCGCGCUCGAACGUGCCGCGCGGCGAACCAGUUGGUGUCGGUUUUUGGUGGCGCGAGUGUGUUGUGCGCGCGCAAUUGGGACAGAGACGCGCGGCAAGAUGGAUAACGAGAAGUGUCGGCAUUCACGGAUCGCCUGCCGCGCGCGGCCGCCGCGCUAUAUGAAAAUGUGCGCUUAAAAUUGGCUCGCGCACCAAAAUGCAGGUUUGCCGCGGUCGAAGAUGGCUCGCGCGGCAGCCGCGCGCAGUCGAUACGCGGCUUUGAACAUGAGCUGCUGCUCCGUUGGGCGUUUGAAAAACAGUACCCACUGAAAUACGUAUUUAUAUUUGGACACUUUAUUAGUUAUCGGUUUAUAUUUGAAGCUGACAGGGUAGCGACUCUCCUUAUAUAUAGCUAUGUGCUAACAGGAAAAAAUCUGCAAUUUUCGGUGACAAAUGAUACUUACCUAGGUGAAAUACGGGCCCACCUUUAGCAUAAUUAUAUACGAGUAUUUUUACGUGUUGUGUUGUGGUUACGGAUGAAUGAGGGUAGUUUAGAAGACUGGGAGAUUUUAUAUUGUUGAGCAAUUGCUUAUUAUAGGCUUAGACAUUAGGUUACAGCACGAUGAACACAGCCUAAAGGUUAUAUUCGGAUUCAGAAUGCACCAGCAUUAUUGCUCUAGUGUUGCUGUGCAGCUUUGCUGCAAGAAAUGACAAAAACAAUGUGAUGCUUGGAUUGCUAUUUCAUGUAGAAAUGCUGCACACCAAAACUGUGCAAUGUAGGUCCGGUACAAUUUGAAUCGAACCUUUAGAUUUUACGUAUAAAAGAUCAAUUUUAUUCAAUGACCCAAUGUACUUAUUUUAUUCUGUAGUUAUUUAUGAUGUGCCAAAUGUGUUGAGCUUUAGGUAGUUUUAUAUAAGUUUGUGUAUAAUAUGUAAAAUAAUAAUGUAAUUAACUUGAUGUUAAUUUUGUUAAUAAUACGUAAUAAAUUGCAAUUUUAUAUUAGAA